CCAAACUACGAGGUUGCCCUUCUCUUUUAGGGGUGAGUCAACCCGACUUAAGUUGUUUAUUGUUAUGUCUAGUGGAUAAGAUAAAAUGGAGGUCACUGCAAGGAGCUGUGGCGUUUUGGGCCUUACUUAUUGUGUUCCUGUAAGAAAUGUUGGAAGGAGGUUUCGGACAAUGUUGGCUAAAAGGAAGGAGUUUCAAAAUAAUGGUAAGACCCAACAGCGACCCUUUUUUCCGCUGAGGGUUUCCAAGUCAAUUCUCGUUCGCGGUGCCAUUGGAGUGUUUGGGUUGGGUUUCGUUGAUGCUGGGUACAGCGGAGACUGGUCGAGGAUCGGAGUCAUAACACAACAGAAUGAGGAAUUGCUCAAGGUUGCAGCUUUUCUCGUGGUUACCUUGUGUAUUUUUCUUAUUUUUUUCCUGCCCAGCGAGCCAAAUUCUUGAAUUUUUCAACUGGGAUAUGGAACGAAUUGUGAAUUUGGUUGAAUGAAUGUCUUGUAUACUUGGGGUUUAAAAUCCUAUUUAUUACAAUAGUUGAUUUAUAUCUCAAAU
Molecule: messenger RNA, 544 nt
Organism: Cajanus cajan (pigeon pea)
Lineage: Eukaryota; Viridiplantae; Streptophyta; Magnoliopsida; Fabales; Fabaceae
Product: DNA-directed RNA polymerase subunit beta
Source: RefSeq, a predicted model, not a curated record